Molecule: messenger RNA, 989 nt
Organism: Pocillopora verrucosa
Lineage: Eukaryota; Metazoa; Cnidaria; Anthozoa; Scleractinia; Pocilloporidae
Source: RefSeq, a predicted model, not a curated record
UUUCCAUCUGACUUCAAAUGCGAACCUUAUCUUGCUAGACUGGCUAAUUGCUGGACGUAUUGCUCUGGGAGAAGUUUGGGAAAUGAUCAGUUUUGCAAGUGAAAGCAAGGUUUAUGUGGAUGGAAAGCUUGUACAUGGAGAUGCUAUUAGGCUUGAUCGUGAUCUUGUAAAUGUGAAGGAUAACAUGUAUUCUCUGCAAAAAACUUUAGAAUAUACUAAGGCGCUUGGAUCUUGUGUAUUCAUUGGACCUCAGUUUAGAGAGCUUAAGUGGAAAAUUCAAGAGAAAGUUAAAAGCUUAUCAGAUCCUAGUGAUGGUUUCACUGUUUCCGCAAGUGUUUUAAACCAACCACUAUGUGAUGGAGUAGUGAUAAAGCUACUUGCGGCACAGAGCACAGAACAGGCUCGCUCCUUUUUCAGAAGCGUUAUUGAAGACACAAGGGAGUGGCUUGGGAGUAAUCCUUUGGAAAAAUAGACGGGAGAGAACACAACCCCAUAUUUGAUACCUCAAACGAGUAAAGUAAGGGCGUGGCACAUCGGGGAAAGAGACCAAAUCUUCCAAGAUGGCCUCGUUGUCAUGAAGGGGAUGCAUGGAACAUAAGUAGCCAGUGAGAGUGAAGAUUACCUAACAGAUGAAUCCUUUAAAAUGAAGAAUGUUAUGCAGGUUCUGCAUUCGCUGAUUAAAGUGUACACCAACAAUCUAUUAACACAUAAAGGCAGUACAUAUUUCACUGAAAGUACCAUAACCAUCGCCGGAUCCAUCCCCAGUUCUUCGAGGCUUUCUGUAUCAUCUUGCGGCAGAACGUAACACGGGCUGUGAUGCUGUUAUGACAAGGAACUCUUCGUAGACUCGGUGCAGAUUGUGUGAAAUAUGACAUAGGGGUCUAAUUUUUAAUUUAUCCAAGGCUAGGCAACCGACUUCGCUCUACAUUAUGUUUUGAAACGCUCCCCUCCAGCAUUGUGUGACAUCCUAGGGAACGGCUGCGAAGGAU